AUGGAGCGUUCUUCCUAUGUUAAAGCUUCUAUUGAUGCCCGUUGGGUGGCUGCUAUGCAACGUGAAUUUGAUGCUUUGCAGUCUCAAAAUACAUGGUCCUUGGUUCCUAAGCCCAUGCAUUGUAGAGUCAUUGGUUCCAAGUGGGUUUGUCGUGUUAAAUUUCAUUCUGAUGGUUCAGUGGACAAAUUUAAAGCCUGUAUGCUUGACUCUAAACAUGUACCUAAACCUUUUGCUUCUGCCUCUUUAUCUCUUCAUGAGGGUGUUCCUCUUGCUGAUGCUACUCAAUAUCGAAGUAUCCUUAGGUCCUUGCAAUAUUGCACCAUCACUAGACCAAAUAUAUCCUUUGCUGUUAAUUGGCUUUAUCAAUUCAUGCAUGCUCCAACAAAUACGCAUAUGUUGGCUGUCAAACGACUACUUCGUUACUUGAAAGGUAUGGAAAGAUAUUAUAAAAGAAUUGAUCCAAAUUUAUCACAUCCUCCGGCACCGAAAGUAGAUAUUGAUUGCAAUACAAAAAGCCAUUGCAGUACAAAGAGACAUUGCAUCUCAAUUGAUAUGAGUGAUCUUCCUACUGAUCCUGGACUGCGAAUUCCAAUUUCAGAUUAUAGCCUGAAUAUUCAAGAUCAAAUUCGAAGACAUUAUUUGCAGCAAGGGCCUUGUAAACCAAAAAAUCAUAAAUUUCUUCCGAAACUUUUUGGAGGCGUGGAGCGUCGGUUCAACAUUGAAUGGUAUGAUCAAUUUCCUACUUGUUUAGAGUAUAACAUCGAUAAAAAUUCCACAUUUUGUCUAUAUUGUUAUCUUUUUAAGCAAAAUAAUGGAAAACAAGGUGGUGGUGAGAUAUUUGUUAGUAAGGGUUUUUCAAAUUGGAAGAAAACAGAAACAUUUGCAAAUCAUGUUGGAAAACAUGAUAGUUCUCAUUACGAAUGUUACAAGAAAUGUGAAGCCUUGAUGAAUGAAAAACAACAAAUUCAACACAUUUUUGUCAAGAAAAACGACACAGAUCAAAAAAGUUACCGUGUUCGAUUAACUGCAUCAGUUGACAGUAUUCGAUUUCUUCUACGACAAGGUCUUGCAUUUCGUGGUCAUGAUGAGUCUGAAGAUUCUAAUAAUCAAGGUAACUUUCUUGAACUUCUAAAUCUUUUGGCUGAUCAUAAUGAGGAAGUUAAAGCCGUUGCUUUGAAAAAUGCUCCUGAAAACCUUAGAUUGACUUCCCCAAGGAUUCAUAAAGACAUUGUAAAUGCAUGUGCUAUUGAAACAAUUGAUGUUAUUAUUAAAGACAUGGGAGAUGUUGUAUUUUCUAUUUUAGUUGAUGAAUCUCAUGAUGUAUCUAUAAAGGAGAAAAUGGUUGUAAUGUUUCAUUAUGUGGACAAGAGAGGGUAUGUGAUUGAACGAUUCAUAGGCAUUGAACAUGUUCCAAAUACAACAGCAAUCUCACUAAAAAUAGCAAUUGAUAAGCUAUUUUCAAAGCAUGGGUUGAGCAUAUCUAGACUACGAGGUCAGGGAUAUGAUGGAACUAGUAACAUGAGUGGAGAAUUCAAUGGUUUGAAGAGUAUUAUCAUGAAGGAGAAUGAAUGUGCUUUUUUUGUUCACUGUUUUGCUCAUCAACUUCAAUUAGCACUCAUGGGUGUAGCCAAAAAACAUGAUUUAAUAGCAUCAUCUAAGCGUCGUGACAUUCUUCGAGAAAAACAAUCUCAGAAAGUCAUUGAAGCCUUAAAAAGUGGACAACUUUCAAGUGGAAAAGGCUUAAAUCAAGAAAAUGGGAUUAAGCGUCCAUGUGAUACACGAUGGGGAUCACACUUUGGCACUUUGGUAAGCUUCACUAUCAUGUUUUCAUCUAUCCUUGAUGUACUUGAGGAAAUUACAAAUGAUAGUUUGAAUAGUGACCAAAAAUAUGAAGCAUCUAUUAUGUUACAAGUGGUGCAAUCAUAUGACUUUGUGUUUAGUUUGCAUUUGGUAAAAAAUAUACUUGGAAUCACAAAUGAGUUGUCGCAAGACUUACAAAAAGGUGAUCAAGAUAAUGUGAAUGCCAUGGAUUUAGUUAAAGUAUGCAAGGAGCAAUUACAAAUAAUGAGAGAUAAUGGAUGGGAUUCCUUAGUAGAAGAAGUUUCUAAGUUUUGUGUGGAAUUCAAUAUCGAUGUUCUAAAUAUGGAUGGAAUUGUGAUAGAUUUACAACUACAAAAGCUAAAUAGUCGUUUUAUGAGGCUAACACUGAUGGAUUUGAGGAUACUUGAAUUUCAACUUCAAACUUAUGUUGAUGAUCUGCGUUCACAUACUGAAUUUUCAGAAUUGAAAGGAAUUGCUGACCUUUCAAAAAGAUUAGUGGAGACAAAUAAACAUGAGGUAUAUCCAUUGGUAUAUUUGCUUAUUAAAUUGGCAUUAACACUCCCAGUUGCAACAGCUUCAGUAGAAAAGGCAUUUUCAGCUAUGAACAUUGUGAAAAAUCAAAUGCGCAACAAAAUGGGAGAUGAAUGGUUGAAUGAUAGCUUGACUGUGUAUCUUGAAAAAGAUAUAUUCAAUACUAUUGACAAUGAGACUAUUAUUCAUCGUUUUCAAAACAUAAAAACUCGUCGAUGA
Humulus lupulus (European hop) is the source of this 2571-nucleotide messenger RNA. RefSeq lists its product as uncharacterized. The coding region runs from base 1 to 2571 and encodes 856 amino acids. The transcript is spliced from 6 exons. NCBI's taxonomy places the organism in Eukaryota, Viridiplantae, Streptophyta, Magnoliopsida, Rosales, Cannabaceae. Gene Ontology annotation, molecular function: protein dimerization activity. The record is from RefSeq and is a predicted model, not a curated record.